Messenger RNA from Parnassius mnemosyne (clouded apollo), 462 nucleotides. The record is from the annotation of a GenBank genome assembly. Lineage: Eukaryota; Metazoa; Arthropoda; Insecta; Lepidoptera; Papilionidae.
AUGAUUGAUUGGCUCAAAUAUCGAAAUAUCGAUCACUCUGGUUCGAUGCUUAAACCACAACUUUAUCAGUUGAUACUACAAAACAAAGCAAGAUUUGUUGAAUAUAAAAUUGAUCAUUUGCUCCAAGAACAUGGUCACAGCGUUCUACGUCUACCACCCUACCACCCUGAUUUCAAUCCUAUUGAAAAUAUAUGGGCAAUGGUAAAAGGAUACGUAGCUAAAAAAAACGUGUCAAUGAAUAUGGACACUAUAAUGAGAUUAACAAAGGAAAAAGUUGACGCGAUCACUGUACAAGAGUGGAAAAAUGUUUGUGACCGUGCAGGUAAAGAAGAAAAAGCAUUUGAUGGUCAAGACGCCGCUAUCGACGGUUUAUCGGAGCGAUUCAUUAUUAACACAGGCUCUGAUGAGUCAUCAGACGACAGUGAAGAUGAAGAUGCAAUGAGCGGAGAAGAAGAGUUAUAA